Sciurus carolinensis (gray squirrel) is the source of this 3329-nucleotide messenger RNA. It is a transcript of the gene Rgs6, whose product is annotated as regulator of G protein signaling 6. Bases 587 to 2113 code for a protein of 508 amino acids. The transcript has 18 exons. Gene Ontology annotation, molecular function: GTPase activator activity. Gene Ontology annotation, biological process: intracellular signal transduction; G protein-coupled receptor signaling pathway; regulation of G protein-coupled receptor signaling pathway. The record is from RefSeq and is a predicted model, not a curated record. NCBI's taxonomy places the organism in Eukaryota, Metazoa, Chordata, Mammalia, Rodentia, Sciuridae.
CUCCGCUCGGCACCCGACAGCGGGCGCCGCUGCAGCAGCUCGCCGGCGGCGGAGCGGAGCGGCUUCGCGAGUUGGGGCAGCUCCUCGCGCUCGGCCCUGCUCGGCGGCCAGAGCUCCGCCCGGGCGCCGGGUUCCCACAGCUGCUGGAGCCGGCGGGCGCCGAGGGGGCGGACCCACCUCUGCGCAGCCCGCCGGCCCCGGGCGGGCAGAGGCAGGCGAAGCGCAAGUGCCCGGCAGCGCGGAGAGCCAGGCCCGCCCGGAGCGCGCUGGAGACACCCCGAGCGCCCCGCGCCCUGGCACCAUGCGACCCGCCGCGCCUCCUCGCGGGCCCGGGGCUGCGCUCUCCGCUCGCUGAGCCCCCGCGCUCGCCACCACGGAAAGUCGAAAAGAGGAGGCGAGACAUUGGAGGGCAGCGCGGAGACGGACUAGACUUCCCCUCCGCCCCCAGGAGGUGGCGGGUUCCCGGUUCCCGGGGCUUCUCUAGCUUUAUCAUGACCCUGGCGCAAGCUUGGCUUUAAGAGAAAUUGAGAAGCGAAGAGAGUCAAGGCAAUUCUUUGGUUGCUAAGUGUGAGAGAAGACACUCAGGAUGGCUCAGGGAUCCGGGGAUCAAAGAGCAGUGGGGAUUGCUGACCCGGAGGAGAGUUCUCCGAACAUGAUAGUCUACUGCAAAAUUGAAGACAUCAUCACAAAGAUGCAAGAUGACAAGACAGGGGGUGUGCCCGUCAGAACAGUCAAGAGCUUUCUCUCCAAAAUCCCCAGUGUCGUCACAGGUACUGACAUCGUGCAGUGGCUCAUGAAGAACCUUUCCAUCGAGGACCCAGUUGAAGCAAUACACCUGGGAAGCCUGAUUGCUGCCCAGGGCUACAUCUUUCCCAUCUCGGACCACGUUCUCGCCAUGAAGGACGAUGGUACAUUUUAUCGUUUCCAGGCUCCUUAUUUCUGGCCUUCCAACUGCUGGGAACCUGAAAACACUGACUAUGCCAUCUAUCUCUGUAAGAGGACCAUGCAGAACAAAGCGAGGCUGGAACUGGCUGAUUAUGAAGCCGAGAACUUAGCGAGACUCCAGAGGGCGUUCGCCAGGAAGUGGGAAUUCAUCUUUAUGCAAGCAGAAGCUCAAGUAAAGAUCGAUCGGAAAAAGGACAAGACAGAAAGAAAAAUUUUGGAUAGUCAGGAACGGGCCUUUUGGGAUGUCCACAGACCAGUGCCAGGCUGUGUGAACACAACAGAAAUGGACAUCAGAAAAUGUCGGCGUUUGAAGAAUCCACAAAAGGUUAAAAAGUCCGUGUAUGGUGUGACGGAAGAGUCCCAGUCACAGAGUCCUGUGCACAUACCCAGUCAGCCAAUCAGGAAAACUACAAAAGAGGACAUUCGGAAACAGAUAACAUUUUUGAAUGCACAGAUUGAUAGACACUGUUUGAAAAUGUCCAAAGUGGCUGAAAGUUUAAUUGCUUACACGGAACAGUAUGUGGAAUAUGAUCCUUUCAUAACACCAGCAGAGCCAUCUAAUCCUUGGAUCAGCGAUGACAUCGCCUUAUGGGACGUAGAGAUGAGCAAAGAGCCCAGCCAGCAACGAGUAAAAAGAUGGGGCUUCUCUUUCGAUGAGAUACUGAAGGACCAGGUGGGGCGGGACCAGUUCCUACGGUUCCUGGAAUCCGAAUUCAGUUCAGAAAACCUCAGGUUCUGGCUGGCUGUGCAAGAUCUCAAGAAACAACCCCUACAGGACGUGGCCAAGAGGGUAGAAGAAAUCUGGCAAGAGUUUCUAGCUCCAGGAGCCUCAAGCGCCAUCAACCUGGAUUCCCACAGCUAUGAGAUAACCAGUCAGAAUGUCAAGGAUGGAGGGAGAUACACCUUUGAAGAUGCCCAGGAGCAUAUCUACAAGCUGAUGAAAAGUGACAGUUACGCCCGCUUCCUCCGGUCCAAUGCUUACCAGGACAUGCUGCUGGCCAGGAAGAAGCCAGAAAGUGAGCAAGGUCGUAGAACCUCCCUAGAAAAGUUCACUCGCAGUGUGGCUGCUCUGGCCAAGCUCUGCUGUGGAUUAGCUGUGCAUCAUGUCCGACUUGUCCUAUUACCCAGUUUUCCCAUUUCAUCCACGCCACCUUGCUUCACAAAGUGAGUAGGGGGUGACGGGAAAUGGAGAGUUGAAUGUGUUUUGAAACGAUUCUGUAUUAAGCAUGGAUGUUCCUGCCACCCCCUGCCAGACUUCCGUAGACCCCUAAACCAUUCCAAACGCAUGUCCCUCUCUCUCCCCAGUCUUAAGCACGAUGGAGGAAGGAGAUGCCAUGGGCCUUGGACUUACCAUUUAAAGCAUUCUUCUGCCUUGCUCAGCAGGGAAGGGACACCAGGAGCACCAACCCCCAGGGAGUCACCUAAUGAAGUCAGGCAGGGCUUUGGCUUCACCUGCUGAACUCAAGCCAGGACUUCUUACCUUCUUUCCGCUGGCUCUUGAGUUCUAGACUGCUCUCCUCGGCAAGCCCCCCGUAGGCCUGUACUCCUGCCUGUGCACAUCCUUUAUGAAUGUGAGCAUGAUCUAUCCACUCAUAGAUGACCUUCAAACUCCCUGAAAGGACAACCCAUCUCGGGGCCUCCCAAGGCUUGCCUGAUGACGUCACUCGGUGAGCCCUACUCUGAAAACACCAUUUUUCGUUAGCAAGUGUGAAGAUGCCUGGGUCUCACACCAGGGGGCUCUGUGUGGAUCGGUGGAGGCUAGAAAUAGUGUUCCAAAUUAGUUUAGUUUCAAGUUCCAGUUCCUAUAGCAGAGGAAUCUGGGUUACUCCCAUGCUGGAGGAGAAAGCACUGAAUUUCUCCAAAGGCAAAGAUGGGCUCAGCAAUUGAAAAAGAGUAAGAAGUGGGAAAUUCCCAGGCAGAGAUUUGACAGCUGGAAUUCCGCCCCCCACCCCAAUCUUUCUUUCUUCCUUUUGAGGUGUAAUUACAUUCGGUAAAAUGCACAGAUCUGAAAUGUAUGGUUCACUGAAUUUGACAAAUGUAUACACCCAUGUAAUCUACACCCUAUCGCCCUAGAAAGUUUCCUCCUGCCCCUUUCAAAUCAGCUCCAUCCCUCUUCCCCAGAAGCAACCACCGUUGAUUUCUAGCCUCACAGUAGCUCAGAUUUUGACUUGAUGCUUUUGAGACCUGUCGCUUUGGUCUUGGGUCAUCUGAACAAAUCAGCAAGAGAAUCUCUUCAGCAGUUCAAGUAUCUUUAUUCCCUUAGCAUUGAAAAGAGUUCUCUCUGAGCCCCUAGUGCUUGACUCUGCUGCCCCCAGUAUGCCAUCUGACCCCAGGGUUCCUCUCUGAGCACAGUCUUUGUCCCAGUUCAAGAGUUUAGCACCAGC